Molecule: messenger RNA, 630 nt
Organism: Lasiosphaeria miniovina
Lineage: Eukaryota; Fungi; Ascomycota; Sordariomycetes; Sordariales; Lasiosphaeriaceae
Product: YL1 nuclear protein C-terminal domain-containing protein
Exons: 1
Coding region: 1-630 (209 amino acids)
Biological process (GO): chromatin remodeling
Cellular component (GO): Ino80 complex
Source: RefSeq, a predicted model, not a curated record
AUGUCGAAUCCAGAAGCACAGGCAGCGCAAGCGGCGCACCUGGCAGUGAUUGAGCAGCUCGAUAUCCACUCGAUCCACAAGACGUUCCGCAACCCGCACUGGCGCCCAAACCAGCGGCGCAACAAGAACAUCAAGACGAUCCUCGGCGACGCUUCGCGCAAGGAAGCCUCGGUCAUAGCCACUCCGCAGAAUGCCAGCGGCGCCGCAACACCGGCUGUCGACGACGGCCUGUCCACCAGCGGCACCUCCACCCCCGCCGUGCCCUCCGCUAACGGCGGCAGCAACGGCAACAGCCUGCAGCCGAACCUGGCCCAGGCGUCACGGAGCCUGUCGAAACUGGUGCUCGAGAAGAGCCUUAAUCCGUCCCGGGCCGCUAACGGCGGCGCCGGCGCGGUGGGGCCCGGCCUGUCGACGGCACCCAGUGUGACGUACACCAACAUCGAGAGCGCCCCUAGCCUCGUGCCGCUGCGGCACUACUGCGACGUCACGGGGCUGCCGGCGCCGUACCUGGAUCCCAAGACCAGGCUCCGCUACCACGACAAAGAGGUCUUUGCCACCAUCAGGAGUCUGCCGCCGGGCCUGGGCGAGCAGCACCUCGAGGCAAGGGGUGCCCAGACGGUGUUGAAGUAG